CCGCGCGCUGCGGGUGCUCACUGCCCUGCGCCCCGCCGCCUGGUGAAGGCCGGAUUUGACAGCCGGAAGUGCCCGAAGAGAUCACACAGGGCGGCACGGGGGAAACUGAGGCCGAGCGGAGCACUCGGGCGCCUCCUGCCUUCCUGCCCCGAGCCUACCCGGCUCUUUGAUGAAUGAGGGUGCUGGCCGGGCCGCGGGAGAACUGCACUUUCCCCGGCCCCUCGCGCCCUCUCUAGGCGCGCACUGGGUGAAGAACAACCUUUCAUGUGGACCACAGGGCCCUGCACCUGCGCCUGGUCUAGGCCUCUGACCCAUUUCAGAAACUGUGUCAGUAGUCCGCUGUGCCCAGGAAUCCUGCACCGUGCCACCCUAUGGACCCAAGGGCUGGUUUUUCUGGUUUGCUCCCCCAGGGUGAUUUACAUAAUUCUUUAAAGACUCCUCCGGAGCCGGAAGCCGAGUAACCUGUUUUCAGACUUAGAGAGAGGGGAGCCCCACGGUUGUUUCUCCAAAAUCUGGGGCUGGGAAUGGCCACAUGGAGCAGGCCAAGCCAGAGGCAGCCUCAGGGCCCCAAGCCAGCUGCAGAGGGGGAGCCCCACGUGCCCCUGUGCCAGGAGCUGACAGAGGCCAACCGCUUCACCUAUGCUGCCCUCUGUGGCAUCUCUCUGUCCCAGCUGUUUCCAGAACCUGAGCAGAGUUUCUUCUGCACAGAGUUCAUGGCAGGCCUGGUGAAAUGGCUGGAGUUAUCCGAAACCGUCCUGCCAACCAUGACAGCUUUUGCCAGUGGCCUGGGAGGUGAAGGAACAGACACGUUUGCUCAGAUUUUGUUGAAGGACCCCGUCCUGAAGGGCGACCCAUCACUGAUCACCCAGGACCUUCUGAGCUUCUCACUCCAGGAAGGGCGCUAUGAUGCCCGGGCCAGAGUGCUCGUUUGCCAUAUGACCUCCCUGUUACAAGUGCCCUUGGAGGAGCUGGAUGACCUUGAAGAGACCUUCCUCGAAAGCCUGAAGGAAACCAAAGAUGAGGAAUCUGAAACUGCUGAGGCUUCCCGGAAGAAGAAAGAAAAAAGGAGGAAAUGGAAGCGUUACCUGCUGAUAGGCCUGGCGACUGUCGGAGGCGGGACCGUGAUCGGUGUGACUGGGGGUCUCGCUGCCCCGCUUGUGGCCGCCGGAGCUGCGGCAGUCAUCGGCAGUGCUGGGGCAGCGGCCCUGGGCUCAGUGGCCGGCAUAGCUGUCAUGACCUCACUGUUCGGUGCAGCUGGAGCUGGCCUGACAGGGUACAAGAUGAAGAAGCGUGUCGGGGCCAUUGAAGAGUUCACGUUCCUUCCUCUGACGGAGGGCAGGCAGCUGCACAUCACCAUUGCCAUCUCUGGGUGGCUUGCAUCUGGCAAAUGUCGCACCUUCAGUGCCCCAUGGGCAUCCCUGGCCCACAGCCGCGAGCAGUACUGCCUGGCCUGGGAAGCCAAGUACCUGAUGGAGCUCGGCAAUGCCCUGGAGACCAUCCUCAGUGGCCUCGCCAACAUGGUGGCCCAGGAGGCACUCAAGUACACCGUGCUGUCUGGCAUCGUGGCCGCCCUGACCUGGCCGGCCUCACUCCUCAGCAUCGCCAGCGUCAUUGACAACCCCUGGGGGGUGUGUCUCCGUCGGUCGGCAGAGGUUGGCAAGCACCUAGCCCACAUCCUGCUCUCCCGGCAGCAGGGCCGGCGACCUGUCACCUUGAUUGGCUUCAGCCUGGGAGCCAGGGUCAUCUACUUCUGUCUGCAAGAGAUGGCUCAGGAGAAAGAUUGCCAAGGGAUCAUCGAGGACGUGGUGCUGCUGGGUGCGCCAGUGGAAGGAGACCCCAAGCACUGGGAGCCCUUCCGGAAGGUGGUAUCUGGGAGGAUCGUCAAUGGCUACUCCAGGGGAGACUGGCUGCUACGCUUCGUGUACCGCACGUCUUCCGUGCAGCUCCGCGUGGCCGGCCUGCAGCCUGUGCUCCUGCAGGACCGCAGGAUGGAGAACGUGGACCUGUCCUCCGUGGUCAGCGGCCACCUGGACUACGCCAAGCAGAUGGACGUCAUCCUAAAGGCCAUGGGCAUCCGCACCAAGCCACACUGGGGAGAGAAGGGGCUCUUACUGGCCCCGGGCAGCCAGUCCCAAGAGGAGCCUCGCCAGGCCGCAGCCACCUCCUCAGCAGACCAGAUCCCCCACCAGGAUGGGCAAACCCAGGAGCCUGCACCUGGAGACACCCCCAAAGUGGCUGAGUCCCCUGACCCCAGCCACACCCAGGUGCCGGCAGAGCCAGAGGAGUCUGAAGGGGCCUCGCUUCCGGCUGGCGCAGGCCCGGCAGAGAACACCCAUACCUGCAGCCACGGUGUGGGCCCCAACCCACUAGGCUGCCCCGAGUGUGCCCACGAGACCCAGGGGCCCUGCCCAGGGCUGGACUGACCCCAGCGGGGACCUGAGCUUUACAUGCAGCUCUCUUCUACCACCCGGGCCCGGGUGAGCUCUGAAGGUGGGGAUUUCUACAAGUGCCUUUGUGAGUGGAGAGAACGAGGGUGGAAGGGAAUUAAAGGAAGCAGAAUCGGGGGAUAAAACGUCACCUCUCCAGGGAGGCGAGGGCAGAGACCCGCGAGGCCAACCCGAGGCUCUGGACUCCCCGCACUUCGAGCCCCGCUGAGGGGCCUGGCUGUCCCUCAGGGGCUCCGGGGGAUUUGUGGGGCCAGAGUGAAGCCGGGAGUCCGCCUGCUCUUCCACCCACUCUCUGGUGCUGCCUGGGCCACCCGCAGAGCAGGCCCAGAUGCCAAGGGAACAGCUUCCUCUCACUGCGUCUAGAUCCGAUCAGACCUGUCUGGUACAGCCACUCAGGCUGCGCACUGCACAAUACAGGGGCAGAAGUCACAAAGAUGUGACACGAACAGCGCCGUGAAGGUGUGCGGCAUGGUGGGUCUGGAUGUAGCCGUAACAGGACAGGAAGACUGUGUGGGAUCAGCAAGCAGUGCGGUGGGGGCCUGGUGACAAUGGGUUACACGGGGGAAGGAUGUCCUGUAGCAGGAACACGUGUGAUACCAAUAAUAAACAGUACCAGCAGCCACCAUGUGUUGAGUGACUA
This is a messenger RNA of Fukomys damarensis (Damara mole-rat), 3087 nucleotides long. RefSeq names its product transmembrane and coiled-coil domains 4 (gene Tmco4). The record is from RefSeq and is a predicted model, not a curated record. The transcript is spliced from 16 exons. The coding region runs from base 525 to 2423 and encodes 632 amino acids. Lineage: Eukaryota; Metazoa; Chordata; Mammalia; Rodentia; Bathyergidae.